This is a messenger RNA of Lontra canadensis (Northern American river otter), 1822 nucleotides long. RefSeq names its product autophagy related 10 (gene ATG10). Gene Ontology annotation, molecular function: Atg12 transferase activity. Gene Ontology annotation, biological process: macroautophagy; protein lipidation; protein modification by small protein conjugation. The transcript has 7 exons. Gene Ontology annotation, cellular component: intracellular anatomical structure. The coding region runs from base 563 to 1213 and encodes 216 amino acids. The record is from RefSeq and is a predicted model, not a curated record. NCBI's taxonomy places the organism in Eukaryota, Metazoa, Chordata, Mammalia, Carnivora, Mustelidae.
UUUUGAAGGAAAUGUAGAAUGGAGUAGAGUGAGAUGCCUUUUUAGGCUCUUCCUAACUGGACCUCCUGCUGCAGAGGCUGUAACAAGCAUCCAGCUACCAAUUAACAUUUUUCAGUUCCAGUCCGGGUAUAAUAUUGUAUCCUGUUUAAACUUUAUUUGGGAUAUAUAUUUCACUGGGAAGGCAAGGAGGGAGUGCUGAGCUUUCUAGUUAGUUGCUGCUGAGACUGAGCCAAACUUUCUCCCUUUUGCUGCUUCCCUGUGCUAUUUAUUGAAUUACUGGGUCUAUCCCUGCUGUGCCCCAUCCAGGCUGUCAAAUGCCUUGAAAUCCAGGUCACUCACUAGCCCUAUCAAAACAAUCCAUCUUUUGUCUCAAUUUCCUAGCAUGAUCCUUCCUCAAAAGUAUGCCAUGCUAAUUACAAAUAUUUGUUUGGGGGAUUUCAGAAUCAGGUAAUCUCUUUGGCCUGGGCCUUAGAUUCCACAUUUGAAUUUGUACCCUGGCUCCUUCUUUGCUCUCUGACAUUUGAGGACCACUGCCCAAGGACCCCGUUAGUUAUCAUUUAGUAUGGAAGAAGAUGACUUCUUUGGAGAAAAAACAUUCCAGCACUUUUGUGCAGAAUUCAUUAAACAUUCACAGCAGAUAAAUGAUGGUUGGGAAUGGAGAACUUCGAAGGACUGUUCUGAAGGCUACAUGUGCAAAACACAAUUUCUAAUUAAACCUGGGACACUGGUAUCACAUCCGGGAACAUCUGCCCAUGUCCAGACAUGUCUUCCCGUGGAGGAGGCUCUAGAACUACCCCCGGAUGAUUUUGAAGUGACUGAGACCACAGCCGGAAGUGAAGUGGUUAAAUACGAGUAUCAUGUCUUAUACUCCUGUAGCUACCAAGUGCCUGUGCUUUACUUUAGGGCAAGCUUUUUAGAUGGAAGACCUUUAGCUCUGAAGGACAUAUGGGAAGGAAUCCAUGAGUGUUACAAGUCACAGCUGCUGCAGGAGCCAUGGGACACCAUUACCCAACAGGAGCACCCAGUGCUUGGACAACCCUUCUUUGUACUUCAUCCCUGUAAGACGAAUGAAUUCAUGACUCCUGUGUUAGAGAAUUCUCGAAAAAUCAAUAGGAGUGUCAACUAUAUCACAUCAUGGCUGAGCGUUGUAGGGCCAGUUGUUGGGCUAAAUCUACCUCUGAGUUAUGCCAGAACCGCCUCUCAGGAUGAAUGAAGUGUCACUUGACAAGGUAAAAAGGAAAGCCUGAGCUGAAUGUUUUGCUAUUAUAAAGAUCCUGUUGUCUCUGUUGCACUUGGGGUCACUACUGGCCCCAUCAAAUAUUAAGUCUUCUUUCAUCUUUAAUAAUUACGGCUGAAUCUGAACUGUUUGUUUAGGUUCCUGACCAACCUGUGCCCAAGCAUUUAGGAAGCAUUGGACUUUGCUAUAAUAACACUCACCCAACUACAGGAGUGGAUGAUUUUAUUUCAGAAUUGUUAUUCUUGAAAUAAGUCUUUACUGUUCAGUUAACCUUCUUUUAUUCUCUUAGCUUUUGUUUUGUUCUUGUUCUUCACUUUCUUCCAUUGAGCUAGAGAACCUAGAAAUUGCAGCAUGAAGAACACCAAAAGCGUACCUGGCCAGCCUUGGUUUUAAUAGGACAAAUACCGUGCAGUAGUUCAACUCACCAAGAUUUUGACAUGGAUUUAUUUUUCCACUGGAAGCAAAUUCUGCAGUAACCGACAGGCUGUGUCCCUCAUCUAGAAGAACUGUUGGUUUGGAGUUGCUUGCUUUGUUUUUCAUUUUAUCUUGCCAUGGGCUGAAACUAAGACAUAAAUAUAAUUGUCG